Dictyostelium purpureum is the source of this 168-nucleotide messenger RNA. RefSeq lists its product as uncharacterized. NCBI's taxonomy places the organism in Eukaryota, Evosea, Eumycetozoa, Dictyosteliales, Dictyosteliaceae. The coding region runs from base 1 to 168 and encodes 55 amino acids. The transcript has a single exon. The record is from RefSeq and is a predicted model, not a curated record.
AUGGUUGAAGGGCCAUCAAUUGAGGAAUUUGAUGAAGAACUUGGUGAGUGGAUCACCAUUUACACCGCAUCCCCAACAUUCGCCCACACUACACCCAUCGCCUCAUCUAACUACCCAAAGUUCUAUGCACCAGAAUCAAAAUUCGAUUCUACUGGUGCAUCAUCAUAA